This is a messenger RNA of Melanotaenia boesemani (Boeseman's rainbowfish), 9856 nucleotides long. Its product is annotated as unconventional myosin-IXAa-like. Lineage: Eukaryota; Metazoa; Chordata; Actinopteri; Atheriniformes; Melanotaeniidae. The record is from RefSeq and is a predicted model, not a curated record. Bases 378 to 7784 code for a protein of 2468 amino acids. The transcript has 45 exons. Gene Ontology annotation, biological process: intracellular signal transduction. Gene Ontology annotation, molecular function: ATP binding; protein binding; microfilament motor activity. Gene Ontology annotation, cellular component: myosin complex.
GUGGACGUGAAGGAAAAGCAAGAGAGAGAGAGAGCAGAGCGCGAGGACCAGAGGGAGGAGGACAACGAGACAGGAGGACACAAACAGAAGCUCUCAGGACUACGACACAAGGAUCGUAUCUGCAGCAGAAACGGAGGUCCGUGUGGUCCGGAUUGUUCCGCAGGUCAGCUUUUUUCCUCCCCCGCUCCUGCGGUGAAACCAGCCCGACUUUCUGCUCUGGAGGCGCCUGCUCUUCCUCGUCAGGAAAAAAGAGGGUCUGUAGCGAGGAGGAGGUUUUACAGAGCAGCGGACUGGAGGCGCAGUGGAGGAGUUGGGAUGUCCUGAGUCAGUCCUCCGGUCCCAGAGAGCAGUUUGCCGAUGGGACCUGGUGCGCCGCCAUGAGUUUACAAGAUGGCGGCUGCAGCUAUGCCAGCAGUGCCAAUUUGGCCUCCAUUACUGGCAGCAUGCGGCGGCGCCUGGAGGACCAGGAGUUCAGCCUGCGCGUCUAUCCGGGCUCCCUGGCUGAGGGCACGAUCUACUGCCCCGUAAUCGCCCGCAAGAACACCACCGCUGCUGAAGCCAUCGAGUGCCUCAUUGAAAGAUUUCACCUGGAUCGUACCAAAUGCUACGUGCUGGCUGAGGUAAAAGAGUUUGGGGGGGAGGAAUGGAUACUCAACCCUGGAGACUGUCCUGUUCAGCGCAUGAUGCUGUGGCCAAGAAGCGCCCUAGAGAACCGCAGCGGCCUGGGCAGCGGCGAAGACUACCGCUUCCUUCUGCGGGAGAAGAAUCUGGAUGGAUCCAUUCAUUACGGUGGCAGCCUGCAGAUGUGGCUGAGGGUGACUGAGGAGCGUCGGCGCAUGGUGGAACGGGGUUUCCUCCCUCAACCUACAGGAAACGACCCUCCAUCUGAUCUGUGCGCUCUUCCAGAGUUGACAGAGCGCGCAAUUUUGGAAAGCCUUCGUGCACGCUUCCGACAGGAAAAGAUCUACACAUACAUUGGGAGUAUUCUUAUUGUGGUUAACCCCUUCCAGUUCUUGCCAAUUUACAAUCCUAAAUAUGUCAAACUGUAUGACAACCACACACUGGGAAAGCUGGAGCCGCAUAUUUACGCCGUGGCAGAUGUGGCAUAUCACGCCAUGUUGCAGAGACGAAAAAACCAGUGCAUAGUGAUUUCUGGUGAGAGUGGAUCUGGGAAGACUCAGAGCACCAACUUCCUCAUUCAUCAUCUCACAGCUCUUAGCCAGAAGGGCUUCGCCAGUGGGGUGGAGCAGAUCAUCCUGGGAGCAGGACCUGUGUUGGAGGCUUUUGGGAACGCUAAGACGGCACACAACAACAACUCCAGCCGUUUUGGGAAGUUCAUCCAGGUCAAUUAUCAGGAGAGUGGCACUGUCAGGGGAGCGUAUGUAGAAAAGUAUCUGCUGGAGAAAUCACGUCUGGUGUACCAGGAGCACAAUGAGAGGAACUACCAUGUGUUUUAUUACCUGUUGGCUGGAGCCAGUGAAGACGAGAGGAAGGCUUUCCACCUGCUCCGACCUGAGGAAUACCACUACCUCAACCAGAUGACAAAGAAAUCCCACAAACUUCUCUGGGACAAUUACUAUGAGAGUGAGCUGCAGGACUCCUUUACAGUAGAAGGAGAAGACCUGAAACAUGACUUUGAGCGGCUGCAGCUGGCGAUGGAGAUGGUCGGCUUCCUUCCCGCCACACGCAAACAGAUCUUCUGUCUGCUGUCGGCCAUCCUCCACCUGGGAAACAUCCGCUACAAGAAGAAGACCUACAGGGAGGACUCCAUCGACAUCUGUAAUCCAGAGGUCCUGCCUAUUGUUUCGGAGCUGCUGGAGGUGAAAGAAGAGAUGCUGCUUGAAGCCCUGACCACCAGGAAGACGGUGACUGUCGGAGAAAGACUCAUCGUUCCCUACAAACUUGCAGAGGCUGGCACAGUGAGGGACUCUAUGGCCAAGUCGCUGUACAGCGCGCUGUUUGAUUGGAUUGUAUUCAGAACCAACCAUGCUCUGCUCAACAACAAGGACCUUGAGCAAAAUUCAAAGAUCCUGUCUAUAGGAGUCCUGGACAUCUUUGGGUUUGAGGACUAUGAGAACAACAGCUUUGAACAGUUCUGCAUUAACUUUGCCAACGAGCGGCUCCAACACUAUUUCAACCAACAUAUCUUUAAACUGGAACAGGAGGAGUACAGGGCAGAGGGGAUCACCUGGCACAACAUUGAAUACAUCGACAACAGCAGCUGCCUCAACCUCAUCAGCAAGAAACCCACAGCUCUGUUCCACCUGCUGGACGAGGAGUGCAAUUUCCCUCAAGCUUCCAAUCAGACCUUGCUGGACAAGUUCAAGCGUCAGCAUGAAGGAAACAGUUACAUCGAGUUCCCUGCUGUCAUGGAGCCCGCCUUCAUCAUCAGACACUACGCGGGAAAAGUCAAGUAUGGAGUCAAGGACUUUAGAGAGAAGAACACUGACCACAUGCGCCCUGACAUUGUUGCCUUACUGAAGAGCAGCAAGAACGCCUUCAUCUGCGGCCUGAUGGGAAUCGACCCUGUGGCGACUUUCCGCUGGGCUGUUCUUCGAGCUUACUUCAGAGCUCAUGUGGCUUUCAGAGAAGCAGGUCGCAGACACACCCACAAAAAAACAGGGAAUGAUGCAGCAGUUCCUUCUACUGUUGUAAAAACUGUUGACAAUUUCAGUUUCCUUCACCACCCGGUUCACCAGAGGAGCCUCGAGAUCCUUCAGAGAUGUAAAGAUGAGAAAUACAAUAUCACGAGGAAAAAUCCACGGACACCUUUGUCAGAUCUCCAAGGCACCAACGCCCUGAAUGAGAAGGCCAGCUGGGAUGGCUAUGGCGUUGGAUGUAACGGUCGCAGCUCCAGAUCGGGUCGCAUCUCUACAUCGGGAAGCCCCGCCCUGGAAGAAGACGGGAUCUUCCUUAACUCAGCCAACAGUAAGCUCCUGGAAAGAGCUCAAGGAAUCCUACUGAGAAACAAAAACUGCAAAACUAAACUAAUCCUUCCCAAGCACUUGUUGGACGUGAAGUCUCUGCGCUAUCUGAGCAGUGUGACGCUGCAUGACCGCAUCACCAAAUCACUACUUCAUCUGCACAAGAAGAAGAAACCACCCAGCAUCAGUGCGCAAUUCCAGGCUUCACUCAAUAAGCUGAUGGAGACUCUCGAUCAGUCCGAGCCAUACUUCGUCAAGUGUAUUCGCUCCAAUGCGGAGAAGCUGCCACUGCGUUUCAACGACAGUCUGGUGCUCAGACAGCUGAGGUACACAGGAAUGCUGGAAACCGUCCGGAUCCGACAGUCAGGAUACAGCAUCAAGUACACCUUCCAGAACUUUGUGCAUCACUUUCAUGUGCUGCUGCCUCGGGGCACAAGCCCAACAAAGUCAGGUAUCAGGGAGUUCUUUAGACGGAUCCAUCUACCACCUGCAGGGUAUCAAGUGGGAAACACAAUGGUGUUCCUGCGGGAGGCAGAGCGACAGCGUCUUCAGACCCUCCUCCACCAGGAAGUAUUGCGGCGGAUUGUCAUGCUGCAGCGCCGCUUCAGGGCCGUCCUGGAGAGGAAACACUUUGUCAACAUGCGAAGAGCUGCGUGUACCAUCCAGCUAUGGUGGCGAUUUUGCCUCCUAAAGCAGUCUACCUUUGACCUGAGUGUGGAGGAGGGGGCAGCGGUGUGCCUGCAGGCAGCGUGGAGGGGUUACAGGGAGCGCAGCAAGUUCCUGCGCUGGCGAGCGUCUGCUGUUGUCAUACAGAGGAGCUGGAGGAGCCGCUGCCAUCGCAGGACUCUGGCAGCUACGACAAUCCAAACGACGUGGAGAGGGUUCAGAGAGAGGAGCCGCUACAUCAGAACAAACAAGAACGUGACUCAGUUCCAGGCAAUGGGCAGAGGAUACCUGGCUCGACUCAGGUUUAAAGGCCUCAAAGAGCAGCAUGAGAGAUUCAGGUGUCCAAAUCUUCCAGCAGAGGUGGAUUCUGGUACUUUAGAGGACUAUGCCUCAUCGGGACAGGAAGUUUAUCUGAGUGUAGAACCAUCUGCAGAACCUGAACCUGUUUCACUGGACAUUACUGAGACAGAUAAAGAGGAGGAUUCAGAACGCAGCCGGUGCACAGAUGAAACAAGCCAUAAGAACCGAUCCAAACGAGAGAGCAGACGAAUGAGAGAGCUGGAGCAGGCUCAGUUCAGCUUGGAGCUUCUCAAAGUCAGAACCACUAGCAUGGGAAACUCACUUCCAGAAGACGCAAAGAGCGACGCCUGUCUGGUGGAUGAGCAUCACGGGCGUUCACAGCAGGGAUCACCAGCUAGUCAUGGAAGCUUUGAGCUGCUCAGUGUAGAAGAGAUGGACACCGAAGGCUCUGGAGGAUUCGGUUCCCAGUCUGCUGCAUCUCAAGAACAACUCCAAACUCCUGAAAUUCUCAGAGACUCAAACCACAAUGAGAAACCUGUGAUGAAGCUACCAGACAAGGCAGAGGGGGCAAGAGCAAUGUUUUAUAUCGCUUCUGACCAAAGUCCAGUUCAUGAACCAAAAUCUAAAAGCCCUGGAAAAUCGCACAAAGAGAGGAGAGAGUCUACGUCUCGGAGGCCUGUAGUGGUGUUGAUCAGCAUGCAGAAGGAGAGUCCUGUGGACGAGGGAGAGCUGCUUGCAGCCCAAACCAUAGAAGGAGCUUCUCAAACAGGAGCAGCCGCUUCCCAAAUGACCCCCAUUGUUGGCUUGGAGGUUGGACCGCUUAAGCAACAACCUCGUGGAAUUUCUGCCCAGGCAAAGAGAGACAUGUUUGGGGUGGACAAAUCAUCUAAGCUUACAUCUCCCACCACUCAUGGAGAGAAUGUACAGGAAUCAGGACUUUGUCCCUCGGAGCCCAAGUCUAUUGUUCCCACUGCUUCCAGUGUCCUCCCAGAUCUGCAGAAGAGGAAGACUAUCCAGCCUGUGAAGGAGACUCCCAGCCCGGUGCUGGACACCAAACCACCAAAGGCUCAGAAGAAAAGCUCUGCCCAGACUGUGAUUGUGAACAUGGUGGAGAAACCCUCCAACUCUGUGUUCUCUCCACCCAGACGCAAGCUGCCAUUCUCCAAGUCAGAUAAGGAUUUGGUGAACCAGGAAAGAUCGUUAUCUCUCUCACUGCACAGAGACGAAUCCAAAUCUGCUGGAUCCAGAAACAGAGAGAACCAGGUGGGCCGCCCCGGUCCCAAAAAGAAAGCUCGAAUGUCCCGGACGCGCUCUGACUUCCUUACCCGCUGUAACUCUGAGGGAGCCACCCAGUCAGACGACGACGACGAAUACUACAUCCCUGCUCACUCCUGCACGCUGCCCCCCUCCUUGUCUCCCCCACGUGCCCAUCCCGAGGCCGACUGUCACAGUGACUCCGAGAUGUCGUCUCACAAAGACCAGAAGAAGAUUUAUAAGACCAUGUCAUCAGGGGAUCUUGGCAAGGUGGAGGUCCUCAGAAAAACCUCCAGUCAGGAUGGAAGCAGAAUGAGAGGGAAGAUGCGAUUCUGGAAUAAGUCGAAACAUGGUGAGAAAAAACUGUCAAGAGAGAAGCAGGCCAGCAGGAGUGAAGCUGGAGACACACAAGAAGGUCCAUCUCCUCCUCACAGUCCAGACUUGGAGGCGGCUCCUUCUCAUGGGGUGCGGGACACUAAAGAGAACAAGGAGCCGUCUCCUAAAAUGAGGCGGCGGCGCAGCGUGAAGAUCAGCAGCAUCGCUCUGGAACCAGCCCAGUGGCAGAACGACGCUCUGAACAUCCUCACCUCAGCUCACGACUACCGCAGCAUGAACGACUUCCUCAUGAAGAAGAUCGCUGAUCUGGACUCUGAAGAUGGUAAAAAGGACACCAUGGUGGAUGUUGUCUUCAAGAAAGCUCUGAAGGAGUUCAGGAUCAACAUCUUCAACUCGUACUCCACGGCCCUGGCUAUGGAUGAUGGGAAGAGUAUUCGUUACAAGGAUCUGUAUGCGCUGUUCGAGCACAUCCUGGAGAAAACCAUGCGGCUGGAGCAGAGAGACUGGAGCGAGUCGCCUGUAAAGGUGUGGGUCAACACCUUCAAGGUCUUCUUGGAUGAAUUCAUGACGGAGUACAAACCCAUGGAAGGAACCGUCGGCAGGGCUCCCAAGCGUGAGCGCAAGAAAUCAAGGAAGAAGGAAACUGACAUUGUGGAGGAACAUAAUGGCCACAUCUUCAAGUCCACUCAGUACAGCAUCCCCACCUACUGCGAGUACUGCUCCUCCCUCAUCUGGAUGAUGGAUCGUGCCUGUGUCUGCAAACUGUGUCGCUACGCCUGUCACAGGAAGUGUUGCUCAAAGAUGACGACCAAGUGCAGUAAAAAGUAUGAUCCAGAGCUGUCGUCACGGCAGUUUGGUGUGGAGUUGUCCCGUCUGACUAGUGAGGAGCGCGCUGUUCCCCAACUGGUGGAGAAACUCAUCAACUACAUCGAGAUGCAUGGCCUCUACACUGAGGGGAUCUACAGGAAGCCCGGCUCCAACAAUAAGAUCAAAGAACUCCGACAGGGGCUGGACACAGAUGUAAACAGUGUGAUCCUGGAUGACUACAAUAUUCAUGUCAUCGCCAGCAUGCUCAAACAGUGGCUUCGAGACCUGCCCAGCCCUCUCAUGACGUUUGAACUGUACGAGGAGUUCCUUAGAGCCAUGGGUCAGCCAGACAAGCGGGAAGUGAUUAGAGGGGUGUACUCAGUGAUCGACCAGCUCAGCAGGACACAUCUUAACACGCUGGAGCGCCUCAUCUUCCAUCUGGUUAGAAUUGCCCUGCAGGAGGAGACAAACAGGAUGUCUGCCAACGCCCUCGCUAUCGUGUUUGCUCCCUGCAUCCUCCGCUGCCCCGACACCAUCGACCCACUGCAGAGUGUACAAGACAUCAGCAAAACCACAGCGUGUGUGGAGUUGAUCAUCAAUGAGCAGAUGAACAAGUAUAAAGCUCGUCUUAAAGACAUCAGCAGUCUGGAGUUUGCAGAGAGCAAAGCCAAGAGCAGACUGACCCACAUCAGGAAGUCCAUGAAACCUGUACUAAUUGCUGUUAGGUUUAUGAGCAUUACCCGCACUGCCACCCCGCCUAACACAGCUAAGUUUAAGAGCAAAGGGCGUGUCUGGCAAAGUGACACCCAUGUGGCGUCGCCUCCUCUGAGCCCUAAAGCGGCAUCCGUGGUCGAUGGAGAAAUCGCAGGAGGAGCAGGAGAGGAGGCAGCAGAGGCCGGGGUGAACGAACAGCAGCAGCUGGCGAUGCAGCAGGAGGAGAGGAUCCUCACCGUGCAGAUCGAGAGUCUGCAGAAAGAGAAGGAGGAGCUGACGUUUGAGAUGCUGAUAUUGGAGCCACGAACGUCCGAUGAUGAGACUCCUGAAUCUGAGGCCUCCAUUGGCACAGCAGACAGCUCUGAGAACAUCACCAUGGAGACGGAGGGUGCCACAUCUGACCCCUCUGAGAGCGGCACGUACCGAUCCAGGAAGUCGGAGACAAAGAGAAGACGAGUUCUGCACCGCCAACCUGACUCCCAGGACUCUGUCGACUCCUCCUCCUAUCACCCCUCUUCCUCUCUCUCCUCCAACACUUCUGGCUCCCCAUCUCCUCACUACCGUUUCCGCUCUUCGUCCUCUGGGCCCCUGCUCACAUCCUGCGGCCUGGGGGCCCCGUUAGCAGAAGCAGAGGGGGGCAACCGAACGGGGAAGACUCGGCUCAGGCUCAGGCUGAGCCGCAGCUCACCUCGCGACUCCUCGAGGGGCCAUCAGAGAGAGUCGGACUUCAGCUCGGGGCCGCAGCAGCUGGUUCUGUAUGGCAGCAACGAGUUCAUGGUGUGAUGACGAGAGGUGGGGGGGACAGCCGCCGCCUAGUUGAGCUCAAGAGGGUUGUGAUUGAAAGGGAGGAGGGAGGGUGAGGGGUCAAAAAGCAGACCCUCCCCUUCCUCCCUUGGUCCAGUCAAAGCAGAGGACUGGAAAUAUGACACAGAGGUGCAGAUGGUAAAAGGAAGAGCUGAUGAAAGCUGGAGCAGCCUGGUCAGAGUGCUGUGUGGCCCCUGCAGGAGCACCAGGGGUCAGUUAGAGGGGCAAUAGGAGGACAAUGGAAGGAUCGGAGCUUUGACGCAGAGAAAAAAAAGAAAACCUUCAAAACCAAAUCUCACAGUGCCCCAUCUUUAUUUUUUUAGCGUGUGGGCAGGUGGUUGAAGCCACCCAGAAGAAAUGUAGCCAUACUGACUGAACUGGUGGAUAUUUAGUCUGCAACCAGCGUCAAGCUAAGCCUGCUUUUCACUUUUCCACAGGACACACCAGCCAAGAGGCUGCAUGCUUCUCCAUCACACUCCUCCUCACAUACAUUAGAAGAGACUGUGUCGAAAUCUGUUACAGCUGUUUAUUAUUAUUAUUAUUAUUAUUAUUAUUAUUAUUAUUAUUGUUAUGUAACAGAGGACAUAAGUGUACAUAGAACUGAAGUCCAGUGCUGCUCCUGGGUUGUUCAUUGUUGACUCGUCUCUGUUUCCUGUUUCGUAAAGUGAAGUGUCAGAAAUUCAGGUUCCAUUUUUGUUUCUGUGCUAGUUUUAUUUGGUUUGUGUUUGCUUUUUGGUAUUUCACAUUGAGCAGAGCCAGUUAAGGGGCGUUCUCUUGAGAAAUAAUAGAAGGAAAAGCUGACGACCAGCACUGACAGAGCCCACCCCUCCACCCCCAACCCGUCAGGUGUCACAAAAACUUGACGUGAGGUGUUGAAUGUCAGUCCCAAGUGUUUUGUAUCUGCCUUUUCCUGCAAGCAUUUGUUUUCCCUCCUGUGAUACUCAGAAACAAACAGUGUUACUGCAUCAGGACUUGAAUUUUUUAAUAUAUAUAUAUAUAUGUUAAUGUUGUAUUAUAGGUGUUGUUGAUAUCCAAGAUGUCAAGCUUAUGUUGUCAAUAUAUUCUUUCUUUUUUUUUUUUUUUUUGAGGGGGGGGGGGGGGGGGUGUCUGACGAAAGCCAUUUUUCUUUCCUGUCUGUGUGGUUAUUUGAAUGAAUGAAUGGUUUCCUCCAUUGUAUCACUCCCUGCAUGUGUAAUCCCUUCUAUACGCUAGCAUUUCCUCAGAAAUGUUCUUGUCUGCAGCAAUCAAGUGACACUAAGUGACAUUUAAUAAAAGGGGAUUUCUCGUCUCUUGCACUCAUACACACACUUAAGCCGUCCAUGAUAUUCUCUGAGCCGUACAGAAUACUCUCCUCUUCUUCGUCUUCUUGUUCACAGUAACUGUAGCUCUUCUAUCUUCUCUCACGGUUCUGGCUGUGAAAAGUAGCAUUUACUCUGCCUGUUAACCUGACAAAAAAAAAAAGAAAACAGUAGCAACUAACCCAGAUUGUCCAUGUGUUUCUACAUAUUCUUACUCUCCGUCUAUGUGUGUACAGUAUCUGAACCAUCCGUGUAACAUUCAUGGGCCUCUAUUCCGUAGCCCGACAGCAACAAUGUCUACUGUACUUUUCUCUUUUGAGCAAGCUUUUGCAUCCCCCCAUUUCUCCAACACAGUCAGUGUUUAUCACUUUCUCCUUAGAGCUGGAAGUCUCAGUGAUGAUCUGUUUUGAUGUAGGCCUGAAGAUUUGCAGCAUCUUUUUUUUCCCAUUUACAGCAUAAUAUAACCUACAUAAACUGUAAACCUGUUCAUAAAUAUUAAGUGAGUUUGUUUUUGGAAGUAAACUGAAACAACAAAAGUAAUUCCUGAUCAAAUAUCUUUACACUAAUAUUUGAUGGGAUGCUGUUUGUGGUGUCUGGUAUUCUGCAAAGGAAAAAAAAUGAUAAUAAAAAAAAGAAAAAAAUGAAUGUACCUGUCACUGGAAGGCAUGCUCUGCUUUCUCUGUUUUGUUUCUCUUUUAUACACAGUGUAUGUGCUAUUUAUGAUCAUGCUUUGGGGAUGUACGUUGGUAAAAA